Messenger RNA from Xiphophorus hellerii (green swordtail), 2431 nucleotides. RefSeq names its product G-protein coupled receptor 22-like. Gene Ontology annotation, cellular component: plasma membrane. Gene Ontology annotation, biological process: G protein-coupled receptor signaling pathway; cellular response to hormone stimulus. Gene Ontology annotation, molecular function: G protein-coupled receptor activity; peptide binding. The coding region runs from base 642 to 2159 and encodes 505 amino acids. The transcript is spliced from 2 exons. The record is from RefSeq and is a predicted model, not a curated record. NCBI's taxonomy places the organism in Eukaryota, Metazoa, Chordata, Actinopteri, Cyprinodontiformes, Poeciliidae.
UCCACCCGACCUAGUUUUUCUUUGGAUGGUUUCGAAAGCAAAAUGCGAUUUGAUUUGAUCGUGCUGACGUGAUCCUAUUUACUCAAUGCAACUAAUACCACAAAUGGUUGAAAGAUAAAUUCCCGCAGAGGUCAAUGUCAAAAAGCGGGAGAAAUUUAUUUGAAUGAACAUGAUUUCCAAGGAUUUUACUGCCAUUGAUUUAUAUAAACUAGCAAAAGCCAUCACAGAUGCUAUAAAGCCACUUCCUCCUCUGUGGAGAUUGACUCUGUAGAGCAGACACGAUUCCCUUUGCAACAGAAACAAGCCUCCAGCAGAAAGCAGCUCACGGAAAAUGACCCGGCUGGUUGCGGCUGCACGGUGCGCGCGGCAAACAAAUCCGACAGUGGAUGAAAUAGAAAGAGACAGCGAUCAAAAUUGUAAUCUUGGAGGCUCAUAAGAGUGCGUGCUUAUGGGGUUAUGGGGAUGGAGAUGAGCUGAGGCAGUGACACGCAGGACUUUAUUAGAGAUGAUCAUCGUUUAUAUCACAGAACUGUCGCCACGCUGUUUUUCACCACCUCACCAUGGAGGAUCGGGCUGGUGCAUCAUGGGAACUAAUCUGCAGGGGAACAGACACAACACACGACAAGGACUGAAGGGUCGUCAUGGAGUCUGACAGCUACACCGCAGGCCCGGCCACCACUGACUGGAUGGGGAUACCAGUGGGCCUGGAGGUUACGGAGGCCCAUCAGGAUCAGGGAGGAGAUGCCUCACCGGUCAGUGGUGUGACCUGGCACAUGCCGUACUCACUGGGCUUCCAGGUGUCGCUCACCGCCUUCCUCAUGCUCGAGCUGGUGCUGGGGUUCAGCAGCAACCUGACGGUGCUGGUGCUCUACUGCUCACAGUCUAAUUUGGUGGACUCUGUGAGCAACAUGGUGACGGUCAAUCUGCACGUGUUGGACGUAGCGGUGUGCUUGCUGUGUGUGCCGCUCACUCUGGUGGUGGUGCUGCUGCCGCCAGGACCCAAUCUGGCCUUGCUCUGCUGCUUCCACGAGGCUUGUGUCACAUUCGCCAGCAUCGCCACAGCCAUCAACAUCCUGGUCAUCAGCCUGGACCGCUACGACAUCUCGGUGCGUCCGGCCAACAGGCUGCUGACAACACGGAGAGCGGCGCUGCUCCUUACUGCCGUCUGGAUCACGUCGGUUGCAGUGUUUUUCAUGCCUUUCUUGGAGGUCCAGUGGUCCGGUGCAUCAGAAGCAGAGGAAACAAGUCAGGUGACCUCCUCAGUUGGUAUUGGCGGAACAGCUAUGCCAGCAUGGCGGAACAGGACCCUUCUAUGUGUCGGUGGUCAGGGCUAUUACACAGGUCUGGGAAUGUAUUACCAUCUCAUACUUCAGGUGCCCAUCUUCUUCGUCACCGUGGUGGUCAUGUUGUUCACCUACUCCAGAAUACUGAGGGCUCUGAACAUCCGCAUCGGCUCUCACAUGAGGAAGAGCCAGCGGAGAAGGGGGUGCCACAAGAGACAGAAAGAGAGGAAGGUGGGACUCAGGAGGAACGACGAAGAGGCAGCAGGGGAACAGUGCACCAUAGAUGGUACCAAACAGCUCAGCCACCCCCCACUCAUUCCUUCCCAGUCUCCAACCCCAACAGCUACCUCUCCCCCCGCCCAGUCCUCCGCCGCUCCUCUCAUCGCCUCUGAGGCCGGCGCUGCCACUGCCCUGCCGGCCACAAUGGGCGUCCAGGCCUCUGUCUCGGCGAUAAUAGCGCUGCGUCGGGCAGUGAGACGCCAUCGAGAUCGUCGAGAACGACAAAAACGGGUGUUCAAGAUGUCCCUCAUCAUCAUCACGACCUUCCUGGGCUGUUGGGCUCCUCUUUCCGUGACCAACAUACUCAUACUAAGCAUUGGCCCCAGUGACGUCCUGGUCAGCCUGCGGCUCUGGUUCCUGGCCCUUGCUUAUGGCACCACUGUCUCCCACCCGUUGCUCUAUGCCUUCACCCGACAGAAACUGCGCCGUGCCCUUCGUGCCAAAGUGAAGAAACGGGUGGUGUCUCUGCUGCAGGUGGACCCGUCCCCAGGGGGCACGGUGAUCCACAACUCCUGGGUGGAGACCAGAAAAACCAGCCGACAGGUGCGGCUGGAAGCAAGAGAAGGCACAGACCGUCACCUGGCCGAGGCCCUUUGAGGCCGAGACCCUUGGGUCCAGCUGGAAUAAUUAAAAAGCAGAAUAAGGUCGCAGGUGCGUUCCAUCAUGAACUUCACUGAAGCGAGGAGCCGCUGUAAAAAAUGCAAAGAGCACAUUUUUUACCUCUGGGAGACGUUUAAAUGUAACCACCAGCAAGGCCCGGCUAAACACGGCUCCGCUCACCUCAGGCACAGGUUGAAACGGAACGAUGUCGUCAGAAUGGAGCACAUAGCUUCCACACAUGUAAAUGAGGCUGUAUUAUUUGUACCUAC